Penicillium bovifimosum is the source of this 573-nucleotide messenger RNA. RefSeq lists its product as uncharacterized. The transcript has a single exon. The coding region runs from base 1 to 573 and encodes 190 amino acids. The record is from RefSeq and is a predicted model, not a curated record. Lineage: Eukaryota; Fungi; Ascomycota; Eurotiomycetes; Eurotiales; Aspergillaceae.
AUGAGCCAACGUCACCUCCAUAAUGCAUCCCAGCUUACGGAGCACGAACUAUGGGAACAAAACUCGGAUUAUGCCCCAACUCCUGGCUAUUGUGGCAGCCCCUACGCAGCGCUAUCUACCUUGAGCCCCUUCCCUUCGAUCGUAGCUGAGAAUGGCACCGAGCCCUCCAGUCCAUCUGGCUCACGCAUUCCCAAAUUUGUUCAGCUUUGUGAAUGGGAAGAUGGAAAAUCCUACGAUGAAGACCCGCCAACGUGUAUCCACUACCGCAUAGAGUGGCGAGUGACCGUCAAUAACAGGGAGGUGUCAAAGGACACAGAGGAAGAUGUCGUUUUGGCACCCAGCGCCUUCUGGCAGCUGUCAUUGGAGAAGAAGCUAGAGAAAGCUCUUCGAUGGAAAACUGCUCGCCAUCGCCAAUUGAGACCUGAUGAUACUGUCAUCGUACCGUCAACAAGCGAUCGUACUAAACGCAAACCGACUAAACGAUUUGACGAGACCGACAUAAUUUGGACUCCGAUCGAGAAGCAACUUCUGAUGUGGUCAGAUCUUUUUCCCGUGGUAAGGAGCUCACGUUGA